Molecule: messenger RNA, 3402 nt
Organism: Conger conger (European conger)
Lineage: Eukaryota; Metazoa; Chordata; Actinopteri; Anguilliformes; Congridae
Gene: paqr5a
Product: progestin and adipoQ receptor family member Va
Exons: 9
Coding region: 248-1318 (356 amino acids)
Cellular component (GO): membrane
Molecular function (GO): signaling receptor activity
Source: RefSeq, a predicted model, not a curated record
GAUUCACUCACUGGAUCAAGUGAGGGCAAUACAGAACUGCAUUCGCUCAUCGGCAACUGAGCAGCCAGCGCUCCAGCAUUCGUCCUCCAUCGGAAAGUCACGUGAAGUGCUCCAGGGACUGGGGAGCCAGGACUGGUGAAGAUCUGCCCAGCGCAGUGGCACCGUGCUGGGAGUGCCGAGGAUAUACGGGCGUGGAGCAGGACAGGGCCCACAGGAAAACUCUGCAGUGCUACCCUCACCCUCCGCCAUGCUGAGCCUGAUCAGACUACCUCGCGUUUUCACCAUCAACCAGGUCCCCAAAGCGUUCCAUGAAGAUGGCAUCAUCUCCGGGUACCGCCAUCCUUGCAGCUCCGCCACCGACUGCGUCCUCAGCCUGUUCCAGCUGACCAAUGAGACGCUCAACAUCUGGACUCACUUCCUGCCAACCUGGUACUUCCUGUACAAGCUGCUGACAGUGGUGCUGAUGCAGGACGCCUGGCGGGAUGUGUUCACCUGGCCGCUGCUGGUGUUCCUGCUGUCCGUCUGCGUGUACCCGCUGGCCUCCAGCUGCGCCCACACCUUCAGCACCAUGUCCCCCCGCGCCCGGCACGUCUGCUUCUUCUUCGACUACGGGGCGCUCAGCUUCUACAGCCUGGGUUCAGCCAUAACCUACUCUGCGUAUGUUGUCCCAGACAAAUGGGUGAACAGCACUUUCCACCUGUACUUCAUCCCCAUAGCCAUCUUCAAUACUGUCGUCUGCACUGCUCUGUCCUGCUACUCCAGGCUUGGCUUACCAUUUCUACAAUAUAACCAUGACAUCAUAAAAAGAUAUCGAGAGUGCCGAAGCGUAAAGUGGGGGAGAGUCCUGCGUGUGCUGGCCUUCGCAUACCCGUAUCUGUUUGACAACAUUCCUCUGUUCUACAGGCUCUUUGUGUGCGCGGGCGAGGGCUGCACUGAUAACGGCAACAACAGCCUGCACUGCUGGCACGUUACGCUGGCCUUCCUCACCGCCUUCCUGUUCGCCACACACCUGCCUGAGCGCCUCGCGCCCGGCUGCUUCGACUACUUUGGUCACAGCCACCAGCUGUUUCACGUGUGCGGCAUCAUCAGCACGCACUUCCAGAUGCAGGCCAUCGAGGCGGACAUGGCCCUGCGCCGGCCCUGGCUCCAGACGCACGCCCCGCCCAUCACCUUCGCCAACACCGCGGGGGCAGGGCUGCUCUGCGUGGCCCUCAGCCUCUGCGUCAUCUACGUGUUCAGCGUGCCGCUCUACUGGACCCCCGCCGAGAAGGGCAAGCACGGCAGGAAGGCCAAGACCCCCGCCAGGGCCUCCGACUAGCAGCAGUCACCAGGGGGUGCCACCUGUUUCCACACGGAGACUUUGGGUGCAUACAGCGAGGGGCAGGAGGCUGGCGGGGUAGCCCAGGCAUAGGUACUCACUUUCCUUCAAGUUAAGGUCACUAUCUUGACUUUAUUUCUGUCAUGUCAACAAGAACAACAGAAGUCCACACGCUUGGUGAGAGACGCACUGCUUGAGAGCGAGGUGUGGGAAUGAAGGAGGAAGGUUCUGUGUUCUGCAACGGCCACAAACUGACUGCGAGGCCAGCCUAUUGGCUGAGAGACGCUGUCCACCGAUGAGCAGUGAGUGCUCACGCGCUUAGGUCACCUCUGCAAGGAGACCGCUGGGGUCGCAGGAAUGCUUUCAGGGAUCACAUCACCAAACAAGUUUUUUUAUUUCAUGACAAGGUACUCGUUUUUUAUUGAAUGUAUGAUGCAUUACAGCUGAAUUUUUUCCAAAGUGACCUAUCAUAUGCAGUGUCCAUUUUGAUUGAUGCGUGUUAUGAGGAAUGUAUCUCACAUGAAGAGAAAGCUCCGGUCAAAUGAAACACCCCUUUGUUUUUGUAUACCUCUGAUCAUGUUCAUCUUUUUCUGUUAAAUAGGAUAAUAUGAAUAAUGUGCUCAUUGUCGCCAUAAUGGCAUUAGGUAGAAACGGCCAUAAAACUAAACACAGCUGAAAAAGUCAGUGAUUAGUUCAUAGAGUAAGAGGAGUUGUUGCCUGUAGUUUUUGGCUCCCCCUACUGGAUAUUGGGAGAACAGAAAAAAUCUGAAAUCAUUGUUAUGUUGUCUGUUUAACAAGCACUUCUAUAUUUCCUAUUGAAAAUCAUACGUCACAACAUGCAAGUGUGAUUUUAGUUCAUAAUAAUUGUACCGUAAAGAACAAAACUAAGAAAGAGUGACCUAAUAGCUAAUUAAUCACUAAUGAAGUAUUCACUAAUAUUUACCACAUGUUUAUGCUAUACAUAUAUAAACAUCAUAUAUGGAGAUUCCAAAAGACAAUAAUUCCCUGGCAAAGUGUUUAAUUGGACAUAAUAAGAGCUAUUGGCUUGGUGUACGCUUGGCAUGUCCAACAGUCCAACAGUCCAUAGUCCCUGACAUUAAUGUGCCGAUACACACAUCUCUGUGCUCAUUGUACAGUUAGGUCAGAUCUGUUGACUAAUUUAUGAGGGACUGACGACUGUUACUUUACAGAAAACACUUAAUUGUUCCCUUUAAGCUAAACCAUGUAUUUUGUGUUAUCAUCCCUACGAGACCAUAGAAUUACAAGGUUCUAACUGACAUUUUUGACAAAAAUGAUUUAGUGUCCUAAAUAUGUUGUUUAUAGGGCACUAAAUAUAUGUGCAAAGUUUUACACAAAAAUUCUGUUCAGAAGUAUGCAAACAAUAUUAAUUUAAAAGGUUGUGUCUGCUUGGAGCCCAUUUACUUAUUUAUUAUUUGAGGCUUAGUAUUUCAAAAACACUGCAUGAAUGCAGAUAGAACCUGCAGAUAGAACCGUAUAGUAAUUAAAUGGUCACGAAAGGUAGCACAAAAAAACUGUUAAGUUAAUGGUAGGGACUUUUUGUUUAUUUAAAAUAACAUAUUAUUGUAUUUUCCAUUUUUAUAUGUAAAUGCUUCAGGGUGUGGAUAUUCAAUGUCAUUUUCUGGUCCUUUAGGAAGGUGUCAUUAUACAGUAGGUUUUAAAUAUUCUCAUGAAUAAUUAAGACUUUUUAAAUAAAAACUGUCUACAAUGACUUUAAAGUCAGAUGAUCAGGAGCCGAUAGAGCAACACACUAAUACCAAACAGUAUGCAGUACACAGUGUCCAGAAAUUUAUUAAAUAUGCUAUAUCCCCAGCUGAGUUACAGUAUGUAAACCUGAACAAGGCCUUGAACCUGCCUUACAUUUUCUCAUUGUAUUUUCUGGAAGUCAUACAAAGUGCCAUUUGGGCUGCUGGUUUCAUUGGUGCUUCAGUUACAGGUUAUAUUUCCUGAGACCACUGUUUUUUUUAUAGGCAAACCUAGGAUGAUGUACUAUACUCAUGGUUAAUCUAAAAACAGAAUUUUAAAAAAUGUGUUUCAUAAUAAAUUCAUUUUGCACUGAUUUAAAA